GUAGUGUAAAAUGUACUUGAGCAAACAUUGUAUCAGCAUCAACGAGGAGAUUACUGGAAGGUACUGGAAGGUACUGGUACAGCAGAUACUCCACCCCUGACAACAAUACCCUUUAUCUGUCUUCUUAUCUUCUGGUAAAUCAUAUAAUGUGGACUUCAGCCCAUACCCAAGGCAAGGUAUAAUAUUCGCAAGGUGUUCAGGAGAGGAGAUCAAUUGAAUAUGAUCGUGGUAGCAGAGAGAGGUAGAUGAAAUUCUAGACACAACACUUACCAGAACAAGGUGCACUGCUGUCAAACAAGGAAUAAAGACACUAUUGAAACACACAAGACAUGAGAAGAUGGGUGCUGUCAUCACAAGGUUGAGGAGGGGGCGUAAAAAAGAACAGAACCCCAAAAACAAAAAGAAGAAGGGAAAAGUUGUAGUGGUGAAGAGAGGAAGUAUAACACCUUCCUCAUCGAGGAGUGUGAGGGGAAGCAUAAGGCCCAGAAGGAGCAAUGGAGCUCAACGCAGUCAAAACCGACAGAGAAAACUUCUGACUGAGGCCUCAACAAAUACUGACACUGAUAAAACAUCACAUGUAUAUAUGGUAAUAGAUGACAAUGGGCAACCAGCAAAUUUGGGAGGCACCCAAGCUAAUGAUACCCAGAGAAGCAAACAAAGGAGCACCAAGAGAAGGAAGAGCAAUGGUACAAAGUGUAGCCAAAAAGGGCAUACUGUGGAGAGAAGACCACUCAACGAUAUUUUCCCGAAACGAGGGGAAGACGCGACAGACGGCGGUAAAAUUGGUGAUAACAACAUUCAGCGAAGUGGCAGCAAACUCCGAGACUCAAAGAGAAGUGCCAAGGGGAGCCUUAGGAGACGGAAGAGCAGCAGGAAGCUGAAAAAGCACCUGUUUCCAAGCCCAGCAGUCUUCAGCCAGAUUGAUGCCCAUGCCAUCAAGGCCGGAGAGGAGCUGAGAAGGAAGAGGAUCUUCUCUGUGAAGGCCAUUAUUGAAGCUAUCACUGUGGGUGCAGUGACUGACCUGCAGAAGUUAAGGGCUAUCUGGAUCUGGCUGUGCCACAACAUUGAGUAUGACGUAAACGGAUACUUGGGGAUGACUGAGAUGAUAACUUCAAUUGAGCAGGUCGUCGAGACUCGCCGAGGUGUCUGCUCUGGAUACGCCAGGUUGUGUGAGCAGAUGUGCAGUGAGGUUGGGAUCGAGUGCCGGAAGGUGAGUGGUCACAGCAAAGGAGCCAGCUACCGGCCCGGUCUUCAUGCCGAACCCACCAAGUCUAACCACGCUUGGAAUGCAGUGCGUCUCCAGGGGAACUGGUACCUGCUGGACUCAUGCUGGGGGGCAGGGACCGUGGACUUGACCAAAAGAGUCUUCAAUAAAUGCUACAAUGAGUUCUACUUCCUGACAGACCCAGAUAUGUUCAUAAGUGACCACUUCCCAGACGAGGUGGAGUGGCAACUCCUCAAGGAGCCUCUCUCAUUGGAGGAGUUCCGGAUGAGGGUCCAAAAAUACUCACAAUUUUUCCAGCUGGGGCUGACACUUCACCAUCCCACACACUUCCUGCUGAUCACAGAGAAUGGUGAAGCCACUGUUUCCAUGACUUUCCCAGAGCCUCUGGAGUUCUCCUACCAGAUCUGUCAGCGCAGUGACUCCAUACAGAGAGAGCUGAGCACCUCUGCUGCUCUCCUCACCGUAACCACCACUCACAUGAAGCUGCGGCUUCGGCCCCCGACACAGGGAACGUUCGACGUCAUUGUGUUUGCUCGAACAGCCAACACUUCUGGCAAGCUCCAAUGUGUCUGCAACUUCCUGCUGGAAUGUCCCAAGCCUUCUCCUUUAGAUAGCUUCCCCGAGAACCCAUCCAAGUCCUGGGGCCUGAAUCAGAACGCAACGAGCAUGGGGCUCAAACCAUGCCAAUAUCAGGCUGAGAUCAUGCUGGAGUCUGCCACUUUUGAGAUGGUGCUCCAAACCAGUCGGCCUCUGAUGAUGCUGUGCGAACUUUUCCACAAAGACCUGGAUGAAGCGCUGGCCAAAAGAUGCGUGGCCACACAAAGUGAACCUGACCAGCUCAGCUGUCACGUUCUCUGCCCUUAUGUGGGCUAUUAUCGGCUGACAGUGUUUGUGAAGGACUGCGACAGCACUGGCAACUCAUACAGUCCUGUUGGUAUGUUCCUCCUGCAUUGCACAAGCAGUGCUGUCAUUAACAUCAAUAAACUCUUUCCACCUGGUCUGAGCAGUAAUUGUGGGCCUGGCAAUGGCACGCUCAAAGCAGGUCUUGCUGAUUUCAGCCACACCAGGGCCAUAAUAAACACUCAGCAGGGGCAAUGCAGCAUCACAUUUCGCAAUCAGCACAGUUUGAAACUUCAAGCUGAUCUGUGCAGACAGGAGCGUCCGCAACCCAAGUACCCCCUUUCUCGCUACGUGCUCCUCUCCUGUGAUGAGAAAGACGUCACGAUCAGCGUGGCCCUGCCAGGUGCAGGGGUCUACCGACUCAGCCUGUUUGGUGGACCUGCGACCUCUGCCUUAUCCCACAUAUGCGACUAUGUGUUGUGGAAUGACUGGGACGGUGCCUGGCCUCCAUUCCCCCAGAGCUACUCGACCUGGAAUGAUGGCUGUGUUCUCUUCGAGCCACGUACGGGUCAUUUGGAGCCCAUGUCCAAGGUGCGUUUCUGCGUUAAAAUCCCCAGGGCAAUAAAAGUGAACGUCAUAGGACAGGACCACACAGAGCUGCACAUCAACCAGAAGAGCCAGAUGUGGGAGGGGGAGGUGCACACCAGCACUGUCCCCCAGCUCAAACUCGCCGCCAGCUUUCCAGGGGGAGCGCCCAGAGAGUUGAACAUCCUGCUGUGCUUUGACGUCCUCAGGACACCAAAUGGAAUGAGAUGAGAAGGAGGACCAACUGCCUGUUAAUCUGUUAAUUAGCCAAGUGAUCAUGGCACUGUUAGGUUUAAAUUGUGUGCAUCACUGUACAUUGGCAUCACCUUUUAGGCCU
Alosa sapidissima (American shad) is the source of this 2987-nucleotide messenger RNA. Its product is annotated as kyphoscoliosis peptidase-like. The record is from RefSeq and is a predicted model, not a curated record. The transcript is spliced from 7 exons. Lineage: Eukaryota; Metazoa; Chordata; Actinopteri; Clupeiformes; Clupeidae. Bases 338 to 2881 code for a protein of 847 amino acids.